AUGGAUGAUGAUUCGGCUAUGAAUGUCAGUGCAACGAAGCACAGCUUCUUACCGUGGAUUUUGGAGUGGCAUGGAGGAUACAUUGUAGGAUAUAUUGAUGCGUCACCUGGAGACAUAGUGAUCGAAACCAUUAUUGGCGAUCGGCACAAUCACGACAUCUCGACACGCCUAAAUUUCAAGACUACCACUACCGUGAGGGCCCCGUACCACCCACAAGUACUCCUGAAGGCGCCAAAUUCGACUGACCCGGCUCCCGCAGCCACAUCAAGAUCAUCCCAUGGAAUGUUGGACGAGAAAGGGUCAUCCAUUCGGGUCCCGAGCCCCUCCACUCCCCUCCCCCUCGGUAUGCGCAGCCUUUCCGGCAUCCGUGGCACCCGUCAGAGCUGUUACUCAGCGUCGCGCCCGAGUGGGCAUGACACCCUCAAUUGGCUGUUCGAGUCGGGUGUCCCGGUUGAUUUGCAUCUCGAAACGGCGGCGAGGUUCACGGGCAUUCUGUAG
This is a messenger RNA of Cantharellus anzutake, 498 nucleotides long. RefSeq lists its product as uncharacterized. Lineage: Eukaryota; Fungi; Basidiomycota; Agaricomycetes; Cantharellales; Hydnaceae. The transcript is spliced from 4 exons. The coding region runs from base 1 to 498 and encodes 165 amino acids. The record is from RefSeq and is a predicted model, not a curated record.